CGGUAGGAGCCGGGUGAGCUCGACUCCCGAGAUCCGGGCCCCCGACGAGGGUGCGGGAACCUGAAGCGGCUCGCAGGCCCGGGGUUAGAGGGACGGUGCAUGCUUGUCAGAGGGAAGGCACCGGGCGGGAGGCGUAAAGGGAGAGCGGGAGGAUGGAGGGACCGGACCUGUUUCUAUGGGAACGGGCUAAUCGCUAGGGGAGCAGCCCGGCCCGGGGGUCGCGCGGUUGGCUCGCGCCGCCGGUUUGAACCGGCUUCGCCUCUCCCAUGCGGGGUUCGCGUGGCGGUAGCGCCUAGCGACCUAGACACUGGCCAAUGGCGCAGCAGUUCCUUUGCGGUCCCGCCAAUAAAGGCGCCGUGGGCGGGCCGUUCCGGAGCUCCCUGCGCUGAUCUUGUGGUUGAAGGAACAAGCUCUAGGGAAGGGUCUUCAGUGCGGGCGGGCGGGCGGGCGCCUGUCGGUCCCUGGGAGUGGCAGCUCUCAGGUGUGCCUCUGUUCAGGUGCCCGUACGGCAAACUGCUUCCAUUUACGGCCCCCAAACUAGCUAUUCAGUUUUGUUUGGGGCCAGGACCAGCUCCACGUCCUUGAGCAUGCGUUAGUCCCUUCCCAGCUGCCAUGCCUCAGUUUACCUCCGAGUGAACUGAGUGAGAAGCCUCUCCACUCGGCCCGCAGGGCCCCACCGGGCCGAAGGUGUCUGCAGAGCCCGAGCCGGGCCGCCGCCGCCGCCACACCGCACCAUGGCGCCCACCCUGGCCACUGCCCAUCGGCGCCGCUGGUGGAUGGCCUGCACGGCUGUGUUGGAAAACCUCCUCUUCUCGGCAGUCCUCCUGGGAUGGGGCUCGCUGCUCAUCAUGCUCAAGUCGGAGGGCUUUUACUCCUACCUGUGUACGAAGCCAGAGAAUGUCACCAAUGGCACCAUCGGGAGCACGGCAGAGCCAGAUCAUGAGGAGGUGAUCCUGGUGAAUGGCUGGCUCAGCUGCAAAGCCCAAGACGAGAUUCUGAAUUUGGCGUUCACCGUGGGUUCCUUCCUACUCAGUGCCAUCACCCUGCCUCUGGGCAUCAUCAUGGACAAGUAUGGUCCAAGGAAGCUCAGGCUGCUGGGCAGUGCCUGCUUUGCUGUCUCCUGCUUGCUGAUUGCAUAUGGAGCAAGUAGCCCAGACUCCCUCUCUGUGCUCAUCUUCAUCGCCUUGGCUCUGAAUGGCUUUGGGGGGAUGUGCAUGACGUUCACCUCGUUAACACUGCCCAAUAUGUUCGGUGAUCUUCGGUCGACGUUUAUCGCCUUGAUGAUUGGAUCCUACGCCUCCUCAGCAGUUACCUUCCCAGGAAUCAAGCUCAUCUACGAUGCUGGUGCCUCCUUCAUUGUCAUCCUGGUGGUCUGGGCUGGCUGCUCCGGCCUGGUCUUCCUCAACUGUUUCUUCAACUGGCCGCUAGAGCCGUUCCCAGGACCAGAGGACAUGGACUACUCGGUGAAGAUCAAGUUCAGCUGGCUGGGCUUCGACCACAAGAUCACAGGGAAGCAGUUCUACAAGCAGGUGACCACGGUGGGGCGCCGCCUGAGCGUGGGCAGUUCCAUGAGGAGUGCCAAGGAACAGGCUGCGCUGCAGGAGGGCCACAAGCUGUGCCUGUCCACUGUCGACCUGGAGGUGAAGUGCCAGCCCGACGCCGCAGCAGCCCCCUCGUUCAUGCACAGCGUGUUCAGCCCCAUCUUGCUGCUCAGCCUGGUCACCAUGUGCGUCACGCAGCUGCGGCUCAUCUUCUACAUGGGGGCCAUGAACAGCAUCCUUGAGUUCUUGGUCAGCGGUGACCAGAAGACAGUUGCCCUCUACACCUCCAUCUUUGGCGCACUCCAGCUGCUCUGCCUGCUGACAGCUCCUGUCAUCGGCUACAUCAUGGACUGGAGGCUAAAAGAGUGUGAAGAUACUUCCGAGGAGCCCGAGGAGAGAGACGGCGCUCAAGGUGAAAAGAAGCAGAAACGAGACAGGCAGGUCCAGAAAGUUACAAAUGCCAUGCGGGCCUUUGCCUUUACGAAUGUGCUGCUCGUGGGCUUUGGGGUGACCUGCCUCAUUCCUAAUCUGCCUCUACAGAUCUUCUCCUUCGUCCUGCACACAAUUGUGCGAGGAUUCAUUCACUCUGCAGUAGGGGGCCUGUAUGCUGCUGUGUACCCCUCCACACAGUUUGGUAGCCUCACAGGACUCCAGUCUCUGGUCAGCGCGCUCUUUGCUCUCCUGCAGCAGCCGCUGUUUCUGGCCAUGAUGGGUCCUCUCGGAGGAGACCCUCUGUGGGUGAACGUGGGUCUGCUCGUCAUGAGCAUGCUAGGCUUCUGCCUGCCACUUUACCUGAUCUGCUACCGUCGCCAGCUAGAGAGGCAGCUUCAGCAGCGGAGGGAAGACAGCAAACUGUACCUGAAGGUCAAUGGCUCAUCCAACCGGGAGGCUUUCGUGUAGUGCCCACCCACCCACUGCCUCUGAGCUGCGGCCUCCUGCCUGUGCUUCAGUGACUGACUGCUGCCAUCUCCCCGCCCCAGAGGAUCCCGUGUGCUCCCUGGAUCCUGCCCUUCACCGCACCUCAGCAAGCCUUGGCCCUGCCAGUGGAGCGCUGGUGUGGAGGGACAGGACAGGGUCCAAGACAGAUGAGCCUCCCACUGCCAGAAAUGAGGCUGGCCUGGCCUAGCAGUCACCCCAGUGACUCUGGGGUCUUGGAUCUACAUGGGGCCUGUACCCGGAGCCAAGGGGAGCCCCUAGCAAGCAGGCUCCCCCUCACUGAUCUGGAUUCUGCCUCUUGCCAAAGCAGAGGGGUCUGCCAUCCUCUCCCCACACUACCUGUCCCUGCGCUGCAUGCCCACCGACCACGCCUACCUGAGGACAAAGGCCGCACCGUCUGCACUCCCUCUCCUGGCCCCUUACCUCCCCGGGCCGGUCUGUGGCUGCCUGAGGAAGGAAGGACCCGCUUCCUGUUGUUGGUGCUAACCCUUUGUAAUCCCAA
This is a messenger RNA of Peromyscus eremicus (cactus mouse), 2979 nucleotides long. RefSeq names its product solute carrier family 43 member 2 (gene Slc43a2). Gene Ontology annotation, biological process: neutral amino acid transport; transmembrane transport. Gene Ontology annotation, molecular function: neutral L-amino acid transmembrane transporter activity; L-amino acid transmembrane transporter activity. NCBI's taxonomy places the organism in Eukaryota, Metazoa, Chordata, Mammalia, Rodentia, Cricetidae. The record is from RefSeq and is a predicted model, not a curated record. The coding region runs from base 735 to 2441 and encodes 568 amino acids. The transcript is spliced from 14 exons.